Messenger RNA from Alternaria arborescens, 1230 nucleotides. RefSeq lists its product as hypothetical. The record is from RefSeq and is a predicted model, not a curated record. Bases 1 to 1230 code for a protein of 409 amino acids. Gene Ontology annotation, biological process: protein N-linked glycosylation. The transcript has 2 exons. Gene Ontology annotation, molecular function: glycosyltransferase activity. Lineage: Eukaryota; Fungi; Ascomycota; Dothideomycetes; Pleosporales; Pleosporaceae. Gene Ontology annotation, cellular component: Golgi membrane.
AUGCUCGCCACACAACGUUCAUAUGUCCUGGCCAUUGCCACUUUCCUGGUAGUCGCGACACUGUCAUUCUACGUGUUCCGCGACCAAGGCGCAUUAGUGGUUGAAAGAAUCACAAACCCGCCAUACCUAUCAUCGAAACCUACCAUUCGAGACACAAUCAACACAUUGUUUGCCAGAAUAAAACACGAUCCAAAUGCUUCUGCAUACGUCGAUCCGUCAGGCACAUACUACAAAGGUGGAAACGAGACAGUCUGGACAAGACCCCUCGGCAAGAAAGUCUUGAUUGUGGAUAUCGACACGCGUGUGCCAACUGGGGAGAAUGAGCUUCUCAAUCCAGAACGCUUAGACUGGGAGAAUCUUAAGACAUCCGGAGCCGGUAUGGUGUCCAACUCCAUCAUGAAUCACUACCUGUAUGCCAUGGUCCAUGGAUAUGACUACAAAUUCUACCAGGCGCGGGACAUGAAGGAUCAUUACAACACCUGGAUCUUACCCCAUGUUCUCCGCGAGUUGAUACCUGGUUAUCAGUUCGUGGUCGUAAUGGAUGCCGACGUUACAAUCCCACACCUUGACGUUCCAUUCGAGUGGAUGUUCAACCGCUGGGGUAUCAAAGAGCACACGUCCAUAGCCCUUCCGUGGGAUACUGAAGAAUUCCGCGACGAAGGCUCUAUCAGCAUAGAUAGCAAGGGGAUGCGCGUCCUCAACACAGGUCUGGUUGUCGCGCAGAAUUCUUCUUUGACGCUGGAUUUGCUCGAAGCGUGGCGGGACUGCACGACUGAGAAACGCUACAAAGGCUGCGCCAAGUGGAAGACCGAAUGGAGCCACGAACAACGCGCCUUCUCAGAAUACAUUCGUUACGAUUUCAACAAGACGCCUGAAACGAUCGUUAGCAUACCCUGUGACGAUGCAGUAGGGUGGCCGGGCUUCCGCGAGGAUAUGCUAAAUCGACCCGGUACCGAGAAUCACGAUAUCUCCAAUUGCAAUGGGAACUUCGUUCGGCACUACACAACCAUGGGGAAGAGUCGAGUCAAGGAUGCGAGUGCAGCCAGUGUGAUGCAGGUGUUGAGCGAGGCGCUUCAGAAGAGUAUUUUAGCAAACCCGGAAGAAGUGUGGUACAAGGAACCAGAGAAAAAGAUCGAAGAGCCAGUACCGAAAGAUCAACCAACAGAGGUGCGGAAAGAUGAGGAGAGUAAAUUGGACAACGAUGUGGUUUUGAUAGAAAGAGAAGCAUGA